AUGCCAAUGUUAAAGGACCCUUCGGUCAAGUACCAAAGAUUUGAGCUGAUUAAAUUACCAAACCGUCAAUGGCCAAGCAAAGACUUAGACAAGACGCCUAGGUGGUUAUCUACUGACCUUAGAGAUGGGAAUCAGUCUUUACCAGAUCCUAUGUCUAUUUCUGAAAAAAAGGAAUAUUUCACUAAGUUGAUCGAUAUUGGAUUCAAGGAGAUUGAAGUUGCAUUUCCAGCUGCGUCCCAGAUCGAUUUCGAUUUCACUAGAUAUGCUAUUGAAACCGCCCCUUCAGACGUUUCGAUCCAGGUUUUGUCUCCAUGUAGAGAAGAUUUGAUCAAAAGAACCGUUGAAUCGUUAAGGGGUGCCAAGAGGGCCACGGUACACAUUUACCUUGCUACUUCUGACUGUUUCCGUAACGUUGUUUUUGGAAUGUCCAAGGAACAAUCUGUCGAAUUAGCUGUCAAGUGCACUAAAUUAGUGAGAUCAUUGACUAAGGACGACCCAACUCAAAAAGACACUAUUUGGGACUUUGAAUUUUCUCCAGAAACAUUUUCUGACACCAGCUUAGAAUUUGCCGUUGAGAUCUGUGAAGCAGUGAAGUCAGCAUGGGAGCCUUCAAAGGAAAGACCAAUCAUAUUUAACUUGCCUGCCACCGUGGAAAUGGCCACUCCAAACGUAUAUGCCGAUCAAAUUGAAUACUUUUCUACCAACAUUUCGAAUCGUGAAACUGUCUGUAUCUCAUUACAUCCUCACAACGACAGAGGAUGUGCUGUUGCAGCUGCUGAAUUAGGUCAAAUGGCCGGAGCCGACAGAAUUGAAGGUUGUUUAUUCGGAAAUGGUGAAAGAACGGGUAACGUAGACUUAGUGACUUUAGCCCUUAACUUGUAUACUCAAGGUAUUUCCCCACACUUAGAUUUCUCUGAUAUUAAUUCAGUGAUUAACAUAGUGGAAAAGUGUAACAAGAUUCCAAUCCACGCAAGAGCACCUUACGGUGGUUCUUUAGUUGUUUGUGCAUUUUCUGGGUCGCAUCAAGAUGCCAUCAAGAAAGGUUUCAACGCUCAUUCUAAGCAAAUCAAAGAAUCCAAAGGCAAGAGUGUUCACUGGAAAUUACCAUACUUACCAUUGGAUCCAGAGGAUAUUGGAAGAACCUAUGAAGCUAUUAUCAGAGUCAAUUCUCAAUCUGGUAAGGGUGGUUCAUCCUGGGUUAUUUUGAGAAACCUUGAAUUAGACUUACCUAGAGGCUUGCAGGUUGAUUUCUCUAAGGUAGUUCAAGCAAAGGCAGAAAUCAAGGGACAAGAAUUAUCUAAUGAAGAAUUAUGUGAAUUAUUCAAGGAAGAAUAUUAUAUUGAUUACGAAAAGGACAAGACCAUUGACCAAUACUACAAGUUGCUCGAUUACUCAAUUUCAAAUUCGAAAGAAGGUGUUAGAACCAUUGAUGUUGACUUACAGAUUAAUAACGAGACUAAAUCUAUAAAGGGUCAAGGUAACGGUCCUAUUUCGGCAUUUGCUGAUGCUAUAUGCAAAGAUUUAAAUAUCAAUAUUGAUGUUAAACACUACCAUGAACACUCCUUAGGAGAUAAGUCCAAUUCUAAAGCUGCAACAUAUAUUGAAGUCGUCUUAGAUGAUAAGUCCACUAGAUGGGGUGUUGGUAUCCACGAGGAUGUUUCGCAAGCUUCAUUCUUAUCUUUGAUUUCUAUUUUAAAUGGUCUUCGUAGAGCCAGAGGUGAUUAA
This is a messenger RNA of Debaryomyces fabryi, 1725 nucleotides long. RefSeq names its product Leu42p (gene LEU42). Gene Ontology annotation, molecular function: 2-isopropylmalate synthase activity. Gene Ontology annotation, cellular component: mitochondrion. Bases 1 to 1725 code for a protein of 574 amino acids. Gene Ontology annotation, biological process: L-leucine biosynthetic process. The transcript has a single exon. The record is from RefSeq and is a predicted model, not a curated record. NCBI's taxonomy places the organism in Eukaryota, Fungi, Ascomycota, Pichiomycetes, Serinales, Debaryomycetaceae.